This is a messenger RNA of Cotesia glomerata, 2488 nucleotides long. RefSeq names its product sodium-dependent nutrient amino acid transporter 1-like. Gene Ontology annotation, cellular component: membrane. NCBI's taxonomy places the organism in Eukaryota, Metazoa, Arthropoda, Insecta, Hymenoptera, Braconidae. The coding region runs from base 417 to 2261 and encodes 614 amino acids. The record is from RefSeq and is a predicted model, not a curated record. The transcript is spliced from 10 exons. Gene Ontology annotation, biological process: sodium ion transmembrane transport. Gene Ontology annotation, molecular function: L-amino acid transmembrane transporter activity.
AAGAUUUAAUAAUUAAAUGAUAUGAUUGAUUGAUUGAUUGAUUGAUUCGUUAAAUCUUACGAAUCGGAUCAUCUCAAUUGUUAAAGAGAUAAAUUAAUAUGAAGUUUAUGGACACAAUAUUAAAUAUUGUGCGCAUGAUUAAAACACCACUAGCGAGUUCUGUCCUUGGGAUAGUCAGGCAACAUGUAAUACUUACCUUUAACAAAUGAAGAAAAUAUCUUUAUUUGUUUUACUACUGCAGUUUGAACAGUUACCGCCCAGCGUUGAGAGUGACAAGAUCAUUACGUACCAUAUUAGUUCAUAAUCUGAUAAUAAAUGUUAUGUUUGGAAAUAUAUUUUGAAAGAAUUAAUCAUAAACAUAACAUAAAGUUUGUUUAUAAAAGUAUAGUCAGGUGAUAUAUUUUAUUUUUUUAAAAAUGAAAAAUCCUAAAUCACAGCGAAGUACAACGGAGAUAUUUGUACUUUCUGAAAGGCCGCAAUCUGAUGUAAACCAAGAAUCCGAGAACGGAAUGAAAAUAUCAGAAGAAACGGAAACAGAUCGAGCGACUUGGGGAAAUCCUAUUGAGUUUCUCAUGUCAUGCAUUGCAUACUCUGUUGGUCUUGGUAAUGUUUGGAGAUUUCCUUACACUGCAUACGAAAAUGGCGGUGGUGCAUUUGUUAUCACAUAUAUUAUUGUUCUUUUCAUGGUUGGAAAGCCAGUGUACUAUAUGGAAUCAAUGCUCGGGCAAUUUACGAGUCAAUCAUGUGUUAAAAUGUGGGCUCUUUCUCCAUCUUUUAGAGGUAUCGGAUAUGGAAUGACCAUAGCAGUAUUUUUAGUACAAACUUACUAUUCAGGUUUAUCGUCUAUCAUUUUAUAUUACUUAAUAAUAUCCUUCCAGUCGACGUUACCUUGGUCUCAAUGUUUUCCGGAAUGGAGUGAACCCUGUUUUAACUCAUCAAGUCCACAAUCUUCAGGUAUCAAUUCUUCAAAGAGUAGUGCAGAACAUUUUUUCUUCAAAGAGGUCAUUAAUGAAAGCAGAAUAGAAAAUGGACUUGGUACUCCUUCAUGGCGAUUGGUGUUAUGUCUUCUCACUACUUGGGUCAUUAUCUUUUUAGUUCUUUUCAAAGGAGUGAAAAGUGCUGGAAAAGCAUCAUAUUUUCUGGCAAUAUUCCCAUAUUUUAUGAUGUUCAUGCUGUUUGGAAGAGCUGUAACUCUAGAAGGUGCUAUCGGAGGAAUAAUAUAUUUUUUACGACCAGACUGGAGCAAGAUGACUGAUCCAAAAGUGUGGUAUGCCGCCGUUACUCAAUCUUUUUUUUCACUUGGUGUUUGUUUUGGCGGCGUCAUAAUGUACGCUUCCUACAACAAAUUUGAGCACAAUGUCACAAGGGACUGUAUGAUCGUUUCAACUCUUGAUCUUUGCACAAGUCUCAUAGCAGGUACUACUAUUUUUGGAAUUUUAGGCAAUUUAGCUUUCAAAUUAGGAACUGAUGACUUCCAUUCAGUCGUCAGAUCAGGAAGUGGAUUGGCAUUUAUUUCUUAUCCAGAAGCUUUAGCGCAAUUUUCUGUCGUGCCAUCUGUAUUUGCAGUCUGUUUUUUUUUGAUGUUAUUUACACUUGCUAUUGGUUCAUCCGUAGCUUUUUGUAGUACUGUCAUCAGUGUUAUUAAAGAUCAAUUUCCUAGAUACUCACAAUGGAAAAUUGUACUCGCUGUUUGUACAGUUGGCUUUGGUAUUGGAAUCUGUUACUGUACACCGGCUGGAUUAUAUAUGAUUAAUUUAGUAGAUUACUUUGGAGGCACAUUUAUAAUUAUGGUUUUAGCGAUGCUAGAAGUUGUUGGUGUUUCAUGGUUUUAUGGAAUCGAUAAUUUUCUGGACGACAUCGAGUUUAUGACAAAUAAAAGACCUUUCUUCUUCUGGCGCAUUUGUUGGGUCUUCUUAACACCAAUUAUGCUCUUCACAAUAUUAAUUUAUUUUUUAAUUACACUACAACCACUUACAUACAAUGAUGAAUAUUAUCCAACUUCUUCAUAUGUUGCUGGUUGGGCUUUAUUGGCCUGUGGAGUAUUGCCGUUUGUAAUUUUAAUGUUCACCACCAUCAUACGUAACAAAGAAAAAAGCUUAUCUGAUAUUUUUAAACCAGCGGUCAAUUGGGGCCCACGCAAUGCGAAAACUCGUGAAAGAUGGAGAAACUUUAAGCUUCUAAAACAACAAAAAAGAGAUCUUGAUUUAACCGAAAAUAAAUUGCGAAGAGUUUUCACAGUAUUAUUUAAUAAAUUAAAGUAAAAAAUAAGAAAUCUAUUGACGGUGAAGAUUCUUAAUCGUAAUUUUUGUCUCUCAUUUAAGCAGUAGAAAACAUUUUUUUUGUUAAGCUAUUAGUGAGCUUAUAAAAUAAUAAACCUUAUAUCCCUAGGUUAAUUUGUGGUAAAUACAAAAAUACAUCGAUCUCUAAUUUGUGAUGAAAUAAUUUAUGCUUGUUCGAAUUUUGAUAUCCAUUUAAAUGGGUGUAUUAA